Molecule: messenger RNA, 936 nt
Organism: Lemur catta (Ring-tailed lemur)
Lineage: Eukaryota; Metazoa; Chordata; Mammalia; Primates; Lemuridae
Product: olfactory receptor 6K3-like
Biological process (GO): G protein-coupled receptor signaling pathway
Cellular component (GO): membrane
Molecular function (GO): G protein-coupled receptor activity; olfactory receptor activity
Source: RefSeq, a predicted model, not a curated record
AUGAGAAGUAACCAAACUACUACAGUGACAGAGUUUUUCUUCUCUGGAUUCCCCCAGUUCGAAGACGGUAGCCUCCUCUUCUUCAUCCCUUUGUUCAUUAUCUACAUAUUCGUUGUUCUUGGGAAUCUCAUUGUGUUUUUUGCAGUCAGGAUGGACACCCAUCUCCACAAUCCCAUGUAUAAUUUCAUCAGCAUUUUUUCAUUUCUGGAGAUCUGGUACACCACUGCCACAAUUCCCAAAAUGCUCUCUAACCUCAUCAGUAAGCAGAAGACCAUCUCCAUGAUUGGCUGCCUCUUGCAGAUGUACUUCUUCCAUUCCCUGGGAAAUUCAGAGGGGAUUUUGCUGACCACCAUGGCUAUUGACAGGUAUGUUGCCAUCUGUAAGCCUCUGCGCUACCCGACCAUCAUAACUCCUCGGCUCUGUGCUCAGCUCUCUGCAGGCUCCUGUGUCUUUGGCUUUCUUGUGUUGCUUCCAGAGAUUGCCUGGAUUUCCACACUGCCCUUCUGUGGACCCAACCAGAUCCAUCAGAUAUUCUGUGACUUUGAACCUGUGCUGCUUGACACGUCCCUGAUUCUGAUCGAGGAUGUGAUCCAUGCGGUGGCUAUCAUCUUCUCUGUCCUGAUUAUUGCCCUCUCUUAUAUCAGAAUUAUCACUGUGAUCCUGAGGAUCCCCUCUGUUGAAGGUCGCCAGAAGGCCUUUUCUACUUGUGCAGCCCAUCUUGCUGUUUUUCUGAUGUUCUAUGGCAGUGUGUCCCUCAUGUACCUGCGUUUCUCUGCCACUUUCCCACCAUUUUUGGACACAGCCAUUGCACUGAUGUUUGCAGUUCUUGCUCCCUUUUUCAAUCUUAUCAUCUAUAGUUUGAGAAAUAAGGACAUGAAGAUUGCAAUUAAGAAGCUUCUAUGCCCUCAGAAGAUGUUUACUGUAUCUGUAGGUUAA